CGUUACGUUGGUAUUGUAUUAAAUUUAAGAUACUCGAGUAUACCUUCGCAACGUAUGUCAACGACACAUCUCACCGAUAUCUUUCGGACGGUCUGCCUGUCGUUGAUCUGUGGCACGGUCGACGUGGUUGAUUGUAAACAAUGGCUGCAACGCAACUAAGCAGGGCUCGAACCAUCAAGAAAGUCGAAAAACCUCGACCACUUAAACUCAAUCAACGCCACUCGACCGUCGAUGGGCGGAUUACGACUGUGGAGGACAUAGUAUCCUUAAUCGACAACGUUGCAAUGCAACUAACCAAUGGCUUCCAUGAGCGAACGCUGCAAAUGAAUGUGGUUACAAUGUAUAAUCAUCUAAAACUUUAUGCCCAUCAAUUAGAAGCUAUUUAUAAAGAUCAGCUGGACAGAGCUUUUGUGGCAAUCAGAAAUGGAAGUCAGGACGAAAAAUUAGAUCUGACGACUAGGGUUCACCUGCUGGAGCUUAUAGAGUUGAGAGCUAAGCAAUGGCGUCACAAUGAUUCUAUGGAUGUGUAUUACACACAGAAAUUAUCACAUUUGGAUAAUGCAGAAGUGAUUCCCGAUACACCCACGAAUGCAUUGUCAUCUCCUUUGGCAGCAAUGACUUCACCCACUGUGCCAUCAAUUUUGGGACCAGGUGAAGUGAUAAAAAACAGCGGCAAAUUUGUUAAGCCCACACGUAUUCCUGGAAAAAACUACUGCAAAGAUGAAGUUGUUAUACGUAACAGUGAUUCUGGCAAAGUGAUGGGAAUAAAAGGGCGGCGGGUUCACAUGAUCGAAGAGCUCAGCCAGACAAUCAUCUCCUUCCAGCGAGUAAACCCUGGAGCCAAAGAACGACUUGUCCAGAUCACGGGUACUUCCGAGGACAAGAUACAUUAUGCGAAGGACUUGAUAAAAGAUACGAUUCAACGAAAUGCAUCGCCGGUGAGAUUGGAGCAAGGUGGAGGAGAAAAAGGAGCUAUGGGUGGUUCUAGUUCCUCGUUAAAUAGCAGUGCGUCGGAUGAAAGUAAUCGGUUGCAACAUCAGCAACAAAAUUCUCGUCUACGUUCGCUCCUCCACAGCUUCUCCACCAACGACGCCAGUAUAGGCGAAUAUAAAUAUACGGUUACAGUUGGUAAUCAAUCUCUGAAGAUCACAGGAUGCAAUCUGGAUCUUGUCAGGACUGCCAAGUUAGUCCUAGAUGAAUACUUCGUGGGAGAUUCUGAGAAUUUCACAAGUGGUAUAGAAUACUUCAAUUUUGAAGAAGAAUCUCCUUAUUCGGUCUCGUCUUCCAACAUACCAAAAACACCGUUAACUCCAAGUAGUACCAAUGAAAUAGGCCGAGAACUAAGUAUGGAUAGCACUGCAACUUCAGAAAGUGAAGAGACUUACAAACCCCGUAUAAUUUCUGAAGUAAAUCCUUCAACUCAGGAAGUUCCAGAAGUCAGAGAACUCACGUACGAGUUUUUGUUGUUGUGUUCAACAGGCCCUUAUGCCAAGCGGCCGCCUGCGGAUUGGGCUCGAAUUCAAAAGGAGUGUCCCAACAUUAUUCGCAAGCAUGCUGCUUGUAACAACAUACCGAGGCACCGAUUCGCUGGUUCGAACCGGAGGCAUAUAAAGCUAAGGUAGCAGCUGCUGGUCUUAUUACAGUAUUGCCUGUCGGAGAAGGGGAAACUGAUCCGGAAUGAAAUCGAGAAAUUAUUCUUUUCAAACGUCGUGAAAUCGUAUGUAUUAGUAGUAAUCUUUACAUCGAUCUUUUAUCUCGAUGUAUUGUGAUACAUUUUCCAAAAAACCUCAGUAUAAGAUUUGUUCUUAAAUGGACAAGUAUACACACGCAUCGAUAUAUAUAUACACAAUAUUUCAUGAAUCUAGCAAUAUGUAUUGCUCAAUUCAAUUAUAGCAAUACGAAGUCUCUAAUAUAAAUAUCGAGAUAAGCGAUAAUAUUUAUAAAUUUGUGCGUGUUCAAAUCGAAAUCUUCUUUGAAUAAUUGUAAUAUUUUUUGAAGCAUUUAUGCUUUUCUAUCGCACUUCUACGCAGCUAUUGAAGAGGUUUCGUUGUACGCUGCUACCUAAUUUUUAUUUAAUUGAAUGCGUGAGCUACGGCGAAUAUUUUUUACCGUAUACACGGUAUCCGGCAUACCAAAUGUACGUACCAUUUUACGUAUCAUAGCAAAUUAAUUAUUGACUUUUAUUAUUAUCGAGAAUAUUCGACAGUUCAUUUAAACACUUGUGAAAGACAGUAAACAGUUUUUACGAUGUUAUCAUGAUAGAUUAAAUCACGGUAUACGAUGAAGUUCAAUUUGUGAAAAUUAUGUAUAAAGUAUGUUCAGCAUUUUUAUCGAUAAUUUUCAAUGUAAACUAAAUGGCUUAGGUAUAGAAUUUGAAUGAGUAAGAAAAUAACUAAAUAAACAAAUUAAUGGCAUUGGUUCUACAGUAAAAGUAAAACUGAUCGUUUUAGAAUCUAAUUUGGAUAAGUAUUGGAGAAAUGCAUCUUUACGUGCGUAAUAGACGUAACAAAGUAAUGGAACGAACAGUGAUUUAGCAUAGUCUAGUCUACCUAUUUAAAGUAGGCACUACCAUUUUGGUAAUUUCUCUGCUGUGAAAUAAUAACCAAAAAAAAAAAAGGUUUCAUUUAAUCUCGAGGUUUUAUAUUUUAUACACUUAAACGGAGGUGUUAUGUGCAGUAUGCAAUAUUAAUUGUAUGAAAAAAUGAAAACAGAAAUGUCUCUUACUUUUAGUUGCUUUUUUUUUAUACAAUUGAUGUGGAGCAUUAAUUUUUAAUGUUGCACAUAUAUUUAAAAAAAAAAAACUUGUUUUAGUAAUAUGAUUGAUACAUGGUUGUAUUGUUGUCAGUUUUCUAUUAGAGACAAAAAUUUUAUUUAAAGAAAGUAUUUUUCUAUUCUACUACUAUUUCUUUGUUUUUAAAUAAGCUUACAAUAUUUAUUGAAAACGUUUCGCUAGCCAGAACAUAAUAACUUGCACAUGUAGUUUUACAUUUUUGUAAGUAUGUUCUACUAUAAUUAUUUUUGUCAUGUUAUUUAAAUUUUUUAUUUUUAUUUAUUGUUUGAACUUUACAAGGUUGUGUUUGCAUGUUUUUCAUUGUUUUCUGGCUUGAAACUUUUUGUCGAAAGAAAAAAUGUUUUGUUUAUUUAAUUUGGGACUAAAUCGCAAAAACUGCACGCAUAUGGGACGUUAUGUUUGUAAGUUUUUACAUCGUUUAAUAUUUAUUACAAAAUUUACACGAUUAUUUGAAUUAAAUUAUUAGUAAUUUAUUUCUAUUAUCACUAACUGCAGUAAUAUAUUAUAUUAUUGUACUUUGCUCUUUAGUAAUAAAUCAAUAAAAAUAAGAACGUCGUUCGAUUAUGAUUUUUUUACCUUAAAGUACAACGACUUCAAGUUUAUUAUGAAUUCCAUAUAUACGAUAUAUGAAAAAUAUGUAUAGUCUAAAUUUGCCUUAUCGCUAAUAAGUAAACGUUUAACAUGGAUAUGUAAAUGAAUGAACUGAUCUUUCGGCGCUACAAGUUUUAUUAUUCCAGUAUCGUAUAGAAAUGAUAAUGACCGAAAUAUACAUUCACAUUCAAUUUGUGCAGACUCCAUUGUACUAGAUAUCGAUUAUGCCUUUUUGCUUUUUCACUUUUUGUAAAAGUUAAAAAUGUUAUAUCCUCUGAUAUUAUGUGCAUAAAACAUUUGAUAUCAAAGGUCUACUCAUUGAUUGCAUUUUGUUAUAAUCUGUCAUAUUAAUUAAUCGUUAAUCGCUAUAUUGCAAAUGAUCUCAAUACGUAAGUUAAGAAUAAUACGAUAUACAUACAUUCCAUAUAUGUACCAUAAAUUCAGUCUACUUUUUAUCAUCAUAUAAAUUAAUUCAGUCUAAAGUACAGUACCAGUUUCGUCUGUAAAAAUGUUUGUUAUCGUCAAUAAUCGUAAAAUAAAAGUACAAUUAAAAGUAUAUCGUUAGUACGUUAAUAAGAGUUCAAUAUUACCUAUAGUAGUAAAUAGUAAGGCAUAGUUUGAUAUAAAUAAAACACUUCAUCCACUAUGAAUUAUCGAUGGAACUUUUAAGGCGGUUACGAAACUUAUCAUCUAAUUUGAGAAACUGGUUCUGUAGCAUAUCGGACUAUUAAAUUAUACGAUCAAUCGUACAAUGAUUGGCAGUUUCGAGAGAAUAGUGGUCUUCGAUAAUAUUUGUCCAUUUCUCAAAAUGCAUCAACACGUACCAUAUACUUUUAAAUAAAAUGGACUAACAUGCGAUUAAUCCGGUAAAACAAAAAUUAUAAAGUACCACCAUUCCAAUUAUACAAUUGUAUAAUUUUAUCAUUGCUAUUUUCUUAAAUAUAUAUAAUUGCAUAUCUAUAUAUAGUUACGGAUGUAAAUGAUCAUGUAUAUGUAUAUAUGCAUACAACAUAGAGUCGUAGGAAUAUUUUGUCAGUGACGAGUAAUCAACGACAUCAAAUUUAUUAACACGAACGAAUAUAUAAUAAUUAUUAGAAAUGUAAGUAUUUUUAUUCCGAUGUCGGCGUUUUAUCCAGAAUUGGCAGCUAUCUAAACUACUCUCACGAAAAAAUUCCUCGUCCCUGUCUCAUAUUCCGAGAUAAAUAGACAGUAGCACAAUUUAUUCUACAUAUGAUUUACUUAUGCUCGUAAGGAAUUAAAAUAAAAUGUACCAUACUCUCAAAAAAUUAAUAUGUAACUUGAGUCCCACUACUCGCAUAGACGAAAGACAUUCUUUAUUACAGAAUAUCUUUUAUAUAUAUAAAGAAAAAAAAAACAGACAAA
Hylaeus anthracinus is the source of this 4765-nucleotide messenger RNA. It is a transcript of the gene mxt, whose product is annotated as eukaryotic translation initiation factor 4E-binding protein Mextli. Gene Ontology annotation, cellular component: cytoplasm; RNA cap binding complex. Bases 141 to 1622 code for a protein of 493 amino acids. The record is from RefSeq and is a predicted model, not a curated record. The transcript has 12 exons. Gene Ontology annotation, molecular function: translation initiation factor activity; eukaryotic initiation factor 4E binding; RNA binding. NCBI's taxonomy places the organism in Eukaryota, Metazoa, Arthropoda, Insecta, Hymenoptera, Colletidae. Gene Ontology annotation, biological process: positive regulation of translation; regulation of formation of translation initiation ternary complex.